CGAUCGACUUUUAUUUUGAAGGUUGCCCACCAAGUUGCAGCCGAACCGGAUGUUGCUCUUUCAGCGACAUGCCGUCCAAAGUCCGUAGAAACAGCGGAGUCACUUUCUUUGUGUGAGGAAGUUUGUGUUGUGAUCCGUCAGAGCCUCUGUGUGUCCGGAUAAACCUGUCUGAAUGGACUUUGUGCUGUUCACCUUUUCUUUCUGGAUGUUUUACCUCUGACUCAUCUCCCGGUAGACUACAAAGACAUUCAAGUUAGCUUAGAAUGCUAGCUGGUUAGCACCGCGGCUCUAGUCAGAGUGACUGUUGGAGAGCAAACUGUGUUUCUGACGGAGUUUGUGUGGAGAAAAAGUUGGUGUCACUGUGUGAAAAAUGUCUAAAGUCCAAACGGUGAGAGCGCUGGUGGAGCAGCGACUGACUGCGGCUGCUGAAGAGAUAUUUGGGCUGUUUGAAAGAACGAUAGCAGAGUACGAGGAGCAACUUUGUCGUUCAGAAGAGAAGAACGAGCGACAACAGAAACUACUGGACGCUGUUUUCAACCCUCGGCUUCACUUACACAGAGCAGCAGAUGUUCAGCAGCUGUCAGUGAGUGAAGAAGAGUUUCCCUCUGAGCAGCAGGAGAGGAGCUGCAGUCUGGACCAGGACCAGGACCAGGAGGAGCCAGAGCUCCCACACAUUAAAGAGGAAAAGGAGGAACCUUGGACCAGUCAGGAGGGAGAGCAGCUUCAGGGACUCACAUUCACUCCUGUCCCUGUGAAGAGUGAAGAAGAUGAAGAGAAACCUCAAUCCUCACAGCUUUAUCAAACACAAACUGAACAGAUGGAAACAGAAGCUGGUGGAGAGGACUGUGGAGGACCAGAACCAGACAGGAACUCUGAUCCAGAUCCACAUUUGCAACCUGAUACUGAGGAUGAGUCUGCAGACUCUUCUGAACCUGAGACUGAUGACAGUGGUGAUUGGAAGGAGACCAGAGAACCUCAGUCAGGUUUGAACUGUUUGAAAAAAGAUGGCGGCCCUGUCAGAGAUUCCAGAUUUAUUGCUGGUGAGAAACGAUUUUGCUGCUCUGAGUGUGGGAAAAGAUUUGGCGACAAGUGCGAUCUGAGGAGACACAUGAGACUCCACACAGGAGAGAAACCUUUCAGCUGCUCAGUUUGUAAGAAAACUUUUACACGGAGGGGACAUUUAAGGUCACACGUGAGAAUCCACACAGGAGAGAAACCUUUCAUCUGCUCAGUUUGUAAGAAAACUUUUACACGGAGUGGACAUUUAAAGUCACACAUGAGAAUCCACACAGGAGAGAAACCUUUCAGCUGCUCAGUUUGUAAGAAAACUUUUACACGGAGUGGAACUUUAAAGUUACACAUGAGACUCCACACAGGAGAAAGACCUUUCAGCUGCUCAGUUUGUAAGAACACUUUUAGACAGCGUGCACACUUAAAUGCACACAUGAGAGUCCACAAAUGAGAGAAAGCUUUCAUAAAUGUGCUGGCCGCUCAUCCUCAAAGUUUCAUCAAACUGAGGAGAACAAAGAGACAGAGCCUCCAGCCAGACUCGAUAAACUAUUUCAAGUCUCCUUUAAAUGCUUUAAAGCUUGUUUUAACUUUUAUAAAUAUUUAUUGUGUGUAUGAAAUUUACCUACAAUAUAAUUAAACAACACUUUCUUUCCAUGAUGUGAUAUAUUAAUUUACUUUCUGAUCAUUUUUGUUUUGUUUUACAAAACGAAAGUUCACAAAUUGUUAUUUAAAUUCAUUAUUUGAUUGCAGAAGUGUAACAAUAACAACUUUUUUUUCUACCGGCAAAACAAAAUAAAAACAUUCUUGGUUGACCAAA
Molecule: messenger RNA, 1828 nt
Organism: Centropristis striata (black sea bass)
Lineage: Eukaryota; Metazoa; Chordata; Actinopteri; Perciformes; Serranidae
Product: zinc finger protein 32-like
Exons: 2
Coding region: 371-1462 (363 amino acids)
Biological process (GO): regulation of transcription by RNA polymerase II
Molecular function (GO): DNA-binding transcription factor activity; RNA polymerase II cis-regulatory region sequence-specific DNA binding
Source: RefSeq, a predicted model, not a curated record